This is a messenger RNA of Grammomys surdaster, 1195 nucleotides long. It is a transcript of the gene Mcemp1, whose product is annotated as mast cell expressed membrane protein 1. The coding region runs from base 16 to 609 and encodes 197 amino acids. NCBI's taxonomy places the organism in Eukaryota, Metazoa, Chordata, Mammalia, Rodentia, Muridae. The transcript has 7 exons. The record is from RefSeq and is a predicted model, not a curated record.
ACAUGGAAGCUGAAGAUGCCUCCGGGGCAGGAGAUCUGGUGUGGAUCCCUGAAAGGAGGAGGCAAACCCUGCUUCCCUCCCCUCCAAAAUGAGAUUUCCCCAUCUGUCUUGACAUCUUCCGGUGCUCACAAUCCUGACUAUGAGAACAUAACCUUGGCCUUCAGAAACAAGGACCAGAUCAAACUCAGCCAGUCAACACCCACAAAUCAAGCCAAGUUCAAGCCAUCCCAGGACACAGCCCAGGUCCCCCCUUGGUUGUACAGAACCAUUAUGAUGCUGUACGUUCUCCUCGCUCUCAUCUUUUUAUCCUGUAUCAUCCUGUCUGCUUUGGUCCUGGUGAAAAAUUCUCAAAUGUCCAAGGAGCUGUGGACCUUGAGAGCAGAGCUUUCAAAUGUUUCAAACACGGUGUGGAAUAUCCAGGAGUACCAGAAUCUGCAAAAGAAUAUUUGGAAAGCUGUCCAGGGGGACAUCAAUAAUGCCAAGAAUGAACUCACGAGCAAAAUCCAGACUGGAAAUAACAAGCUGAAUACAGUCUCAGCAGAUAUAACUCAAAUCAAGAAAACUCUUGAGGCACUGGAGAAGAAUGCACAGCCUAAGCCCAGUAAAUAAGAGGACACCACAGCCACACCUGUGAGGACUCCGAAUUGCACCUGCUAGUGAAGAGGGCCAAUGGGGGUACCUAGAUCGAGUGUGAACCUGCCAUUUAUCCUCAUAUAAAAAUUCUCCAUCCAGGGGAGUGAGUGUUAAAGAGGUGUGUAUGCAAAUGGGCAUUUUGUGGUAUUUGGAGUUUCCCUGUAUUCAAGGAGAAGGUUUUACGGUGGAAAGAGAACAUGGAAGUCACAGCAGGUGUAACUAUUUAUGGGCCACAUAGGUGUAUGCCCUGGCAUAUAUGAGUAUAGGCAUGUCCUGGUUGGUAGCUGUUCCCGUGACCGUGAAGCCCCCAAAGUGUAAGUGACAUGUGGGACAUGCCUCUCCCAUUAUCUUGAUCAUGCAUGUGUGGAUCUGGCUGUUUUGUUAUGUGUGUCAUUGCAGUGGUGGGUAAUGGACAUCAUCCUGGGGCUGUAUUAUGGCAUGGGUCAUUCCUAGUGUGCUUGGCCAUAUCAGCUUGUGUGUUCAGAGCAUGUACACAGAUGCAGCCAUUAAUUUCUGCACUCGUAUUUAUGAUUCAUGAUGAUAAAUGCCAAGGGAGAUGAUA